UCAAGGGGGCCGAAUACUUUCGCAAGGCACUGUAUAUAUAUAUAUAUAUAUAUAUAUGUGUCUGAGUGCACUCUACAGCAGUGUUCUCUUAAUAAAGUUGUUGGUAACGGGCUAGUAAAUGUCAAACUGAGAGAUGUAAGGGAGGAGAGAGAGACAAGGCCAGAUGUUGCUGUGUCAAACCGAGAGCUGUGUUCGAGGUCUGGGCCCGCUUCUCUGUGGUGGAUUGUUCUCUGUCUGUCUGUGUGUGUGUGUGUUCAUGUCAUUUUUUUCCAGGAUCGCAAUGACGAGGUGUGUGAGAGAUCAGAGGGCUCUCUCUCCCCCUACCUCCCUCACCUCCCUCUCUCUGUUUCUGUCUCUCUCCUUUUCUCAUUCAGACACACACAGAGGUGAGAUCAGGGGUUUUGAGAGAGCGACAGCGGGCCCAUAACCGCUCCUACGAAACUCCCUCCCACACGUACGUACGUACGUACAGACAGACACAGACCACACACACACACACAUGUAGCAGAGCUGUGCCGUGAUCACGCUGAAAGGAUGAAUGGUUGAGUCUGAGAACCAGUUACUACCUGGAUCGGCUGCUGACACACAGAACACACCCAGAGAGACCAGAGACUACCCUAUGGCUGAGAGAACACCCCUCCAACCUCCAACUCCCCAGCCUUACCAGGACCCAUGCUUCCAGCAUCACACCCACCUCUCCCACCACUUCCACCCCAGUAUCGGGAGCCCCAGUCUGGACCAGACAUCUUGCCACCACCCACUGGAGCUCCAGAUUCCCCUGGAGCAAUAUGAGGGAACUGGAAUAGAGGCAGCACCCAGGACCCCUCUCCCCGAUUCAAGCGGUCGGGGUAGUGGAAGAAGAGGUUAUGUAGGCAUUCAUGGACAUAGCAGAGGUGAUAACUGCAGUGAUGUUGAUGGUAGAGAUGGUUAUUUUGGAGCGCAGAAAGCUAGCUACUGUAACAGGGGGGUUUUGGAUGCCAGUGUAGGUCAAGGGGAUGAUUUCGGCAGCCAUUUUGAAAGUCAGAACCCUGCCUACGCUAGCCAGAGGGAUGAGGGCUGCGAUGGCGAUGACAGCAGCGCCAGCGGUAGUGGUGUUGAUAUUUACCACAGAAUAGAUGAGGGCUGUAAAAAGGAUGAUGUCUUUUACAGAGCGGAUGAAGUCUGUAACAGUAGUAGGGAUGAUGUUUUCUACAGCAACAGUAGAGAUUAUGGGUGUGAGGAGCAAACGGACGAGGGGUCUAACACUAGAGAUAAGGUCUUUUACAGAAUGGAUGAUAACAGGAAUGAUGUCUUUCAAAGAACGGAUGAAGUCUGUCGUAACAGGGAUGACGUGGUCUACAGCAGAGAUUAUGUGUGUGAAGAGAGGCGAGAUGGUAACAGUGGUUAUAGAGACACCACUACCGGUAGCCAUGAUGGUGGAAACAACAGAGUUGAUCAUCUCUAUAAUGGUAGCGAUAUCUUUGACGAUAAAGGAAAGAGGGAUAGUUUGAGAAGGGUUGAUGAUUUCGGAGGAGACCGUGAUGAUUUUGGGGAUAAAAGGUCCAACCUGGAUCCUCCAGAGGCCCAGUUCAAGCCUGGGUUUUGGGUGAGUCCCUCUCCCCCAGAUCAGUGUUCUGUGGCUUGGGAAGGCAGUGAGAAGGGUGGGGGGUACCCCAAGGAUUGGGCAUCUCUGUACUCCUAUUCCCAGGCAGCAAGUGGCCCUAGUGGUGGUGGCGUUGGGGUGUACCGGCAAAAACUGGACUCCUUUUCAGAGGCGUUCUUCGUCAGACGCAACGUCGCCGGCAACAGAAUUCCGAAUGGGAAUUCCGGAAGCGGAGUUUUAGGAUUCGAAGCCGGAGGAGGAAGCACAGGAUGGAUCAAAGCGAGUGCUUACAAUUCGCUCACAGACUCUUCCACUCUCCCUCCUCCUCCUCCUCCUCACCCCUUCCCUCUGCUCCUUAGCCCUCCUCCAUCCCCUAUCCCCACACCCAAACUCACCACGACCCCUUCUUUCGGGACAGUUGAACUAACCCAGACCCCAGGGGAGGAUUGUAGUGGAACAGUCCAGGGUUACCCCUCCCCUCACCAGCCGCUCCACACUUCCCACCCCUCCACCGUCAUGUGGAAGCUCCCACCCUGUCAUUGGCUGCAGCAGUCAGGUGACGUGGGUGUCGUCGACGGCAACCCCUCAAGCGCUGGCCAUGUCUACUGCCAGGAGACAGUGUUCACUCAGAGACAUGUUCACCAGGACAAUGAGAAUAAUACAGGUCACUAUAGUCUUCAAACUCCGGUACAAUCAAACGUCGUCUCUGCCUCACCCCUUCACCUAUCCUCUCUUCCAUCCCAGCCCCCCAGUGGACUGCCACAGCAUGGAGCAGCACCCCUAGUGGUGUUUAGAGGUAUUCCCUUCCUUAGUCCGCUCCAGUCUCGUAGAGGAGGAGGAGGAGGGCAGAGGGGAGUGGAGCGGAUUGGGAGAGGGCUCCACUACACCCCUCGACCUAUGCUGAAUCCCCAACGCAGGGGAACGGGGCUCCUCUCCUCCCUCAUCCCACCUUCAGCUGGGGAACGAGGGAUGGGAAGGAUGACUAAAGAGGAGAAGGGAUCUUUUUUACUUCCGUGUAUCAACGUGGGUCGAGGGUUCCAGGCUGAGCUGCCAUGUUGUCGAGAGAGGGAGGAGGGGUCAGGGGCAUGGCCAGAAGAAUCAUCAUCCAAUGAGAAGUUGCUCUGGAAACCGUGGGAGGAGCUUCAGAGGAGUUCUGUAAUUCAGGAAGAAGUGGAGGCGGUGUUGUCUUUGUGUAAUUCUAGCUGUCUACCAGGAGGGGGCAGCAACACAGAGCUGGCUCUACACUGUCUCUACCUCUGUCAUGGAGAUGCACUGGCCACGUUGGAGAGAUUGUUCUUCUCGAACCCAUCAACAGCAGUAGACUACCAUUACGCUGGUAGUGAUGUGUGGCAGCAGACUGAGAGGUCUCUGUUCAGUAAAGCGUUGAGGACCCACGGCAAAGACUUCUCUCUCAUCCAACAAAUGGUGCAGACUAAGUGUGUGUCUCAGUGUGUGGAGUUCUACUAUCUCUCGAGGAAACUUCUGGACAAACAGAAAAAACAGAGGGAGCAGGAACGAGGGACGGAGGAACAGACGAGUGUGGUGUCCCUCCCUAAACCUAUGGAACAGGUGGUACCAGCCCCGUCAUUGGCUACCAGCUUCCCCUGUAAGCAGUGUGGAAAGAUGUUCUAUAAGAUAAAGAGUCGUAACGCCCAUAUGAAGAUCCAUAGGCAGCAGCAGGACGACUGGAGACACCCCCCAGGCCUCGUCAUCAACCUAGCCCAGAACGUCACCCCCAACCUGGGAACCAAUCUACCCCAGCUCCAGGCUUCAGGUCGGGCCUACCUCCCAGGCCCCAUCAACAACAACAACAGCAACCACCACACUGGUGGUGCUCACACCAUCAUCAUCAACAACAACAACAUCAGUGAUCCAAACAUUCCAAACACCAAUACCAUGACCAAUAGCAACAGUGUCAGUGUCAUCGACUCCACCCCUAAUCAGAGAGGACACGCCCCCCUCCUCUCUGUCCAGCAAUCGUGGGACUUGUUUCAGUUGAACUCUAAUCCUGCUGCAGGGUUCUACUAUGACCCGGAAGUGAAAGGAGCCCUGGGGGUCACGGUGGGAGGGGUGAAAGGUCAAGUUCUCUGGCAGUAGAGUUUUGGAAUCAGAAUGAAUAGAACUGACAUGUAUAGGACUACAUUCACAUUUUGCACCAUGAAAAGCAUUUAAAAUAUAUAAAUAUAGUGAGAAAUCUGUAAAUUAUGUUUAAUACCUACUUAAAUGUUUUCAAUUUCAAUUUUUAUUAAAAUUGAUUUUUGUAUCUCU
This is a messenger RNA of Oncorhynchus mykiss (rainbow trout), 3850 nucleotides long. RefSeq lists its product as uncharacterized. Gene Ontology annotation, biological process: negative regulation of DNA-templated transcription; regulation of transcription by RNA polymerase II. Gene Ontology annotation, molecular function: transcription corepressor activity. NCBI's taxonomy places the organism in Eukaryota, Metazoa, Chordata, Actinopteri, Salmoniformes, Salmonidae. Gene Ontology annotation, cellular component: histone deacetylase complex; transcription regulator complex. The record is from RefSeq and is a predicted model, not a curated record.